Messenger RNA from Choloepus didactylus (southern two-toed sloth), 2103 nucleotides. It is a transcript of the gene TMEM196, whose product is annotated as transmembrane protein 196. The transcript has 4 exons. The record is from RefSeq and is a predicted model, not a curated record. The coding region runs from base 577 to 1113 and encodes 178 amino acids. Lineage: Eukaryota; Metazoa; Chordata; Mammalia; Pilosa; Megalonychidae.
GCCUGGGGACCAGAGAGACUCGCAGAAGCACUUUGUGCUACCACGAAAACAAAGGAAGCGAGAAGGAGAGGGAGAGAGACGCUCUGAGCAGUUCCGUGUAGAUCUCCGGGAAGCAAAGCUCACCUCCUUGGCCGGGAAAGAGACGGGAGCCUGAAAGGGUCUGAGAGGCUUUAGGCGCUUUUUCCUGCGGAGACUUGGGACGCGGCAGAACUCUGGACAGCGCCUCGCGAGCCGGGCUCGGAGCUUACGCGGCUGUCCGAGGUUCCAGGCUCGUGGAAAGCUCUGCUACUGAUGUGUUCUCUCCUCCCCUCAACUCCGACCACCGAACCCAGGAAAUCCUUCUGUGAUUCCUGUUGGAGCGUAUCGGGGGUGGAGCAGCUCUUUUGCCUCUGGCCAGACCAGGGAAGAGGCUCUUCAGUUCUGGAAAUCCAGUCGGUGUGGAUAAUGCUUCACUGGUGAAGAAAGAAAAGUUUUGGGGUCUGAUAGGGGGUAAAAGGGGUAAGGAGGAUAGUAGAAGAAAGAAGGUGGAUGGUUGGUUUCCCCAUCUGAUCUGGAAGGAAUGAUGACCGAGAAAAGAUGUGCACCAGCGGCCAGAUUAUUGGGAGCCUCUUGGUGCUCUCUGUGCUGGAGAUAGGGCUGGGGGUGUCCAGCGUGGCCGUGGGGGCGGUCAGCUUCAGCCUGGCCCUCAGAGAGCACAAGCCGCAGCUCGGAGACUCGUCCCCGGUAUGGAGCGGGGUGUGUUUCCUUCUUUGUGGCAUUUGUGGAAUAUUGUGCGCCAAAAAAAAAUCUGGACUUGUCAUGAUCCUCUUUUCAGCCUGCUGUAUCUGUGGACUCAUUGGUGGCAUCCUGAACUUUCAGUUCCUUCGGGCUGUCACAAAGAAGACCUCUUCCCUCUAUCCUCUGCAUCUUGCCUCCAUGUCUCUCGCAUGCAUCGGGAUUGGGGGCUGCACCCUCUCUUCGUGGCUCACUUGUCGACUAGCCAGCUAUGAGCAGAGGAGGAUGUUCUCAGAAAGGGAGCAUUCGCUGCACCACUCUCAUGAAAUGGCUGAGAAAGAAAUGACAGACAACAUGAGCAAUGGAGGACCACAACUGAUAUUUAAUGGAAGAAUAUAAUCAAUGUUUUAAAGAAGUGAACAUAUAUUUUAGGAUUUUUAUGAGGCAAGGAGAUACCAAAAGACCAAGAGAUAAAAUUAAAAUGCUGCUUGCAUUUGCUGUUUCCUGAACAACUGUUUAAAUUACUCUUCCUCAAUUUUUCCUCACUUAUUUCUUCAACUCUUUUUACUGGAUGAAAAACUUUACAGAAAUGUUCUAGAACAGCAAUUUCAAUUGACUUUCUAGACUGUCCUAAAGAAGAUUUUUUUCUGAAUAAAAGAAGAAUAAGUUAAACAAGUAAGAGUCAUAUUCUACACAAACAACUAUUUGACUAGCAUGAAAAGUAAGUUUGUAAUGACAUAUUUUACCAGUAAUUGAAAAGUGCAAAUAUUAAAAAAUACCAAUUACUUAUCUAUGUCUUUGUUUUGAAAGACGGGUGGCUUCAGGAAUGCCAUAAUUCAAAACCUCAGCAAUGCCUUGUUGUAAAAACAUUGUAAUUAUUUUCAAUUUGUGAAUGAACUAUAUUUCAUAAUUUAUUUGUAAACAACAAAAACCUAAAGCAUAAAAAAGAGAUUUUUUUAGAGAGAGAAUACUAAUCUGUAUGAUAUUUUUGCAUUUUUGCACAAGACUGAAAAGUUGUCAAUGAAUACCAUUGAAGGAAAAUAAAUGUGUUUUGAUCAUACUGUGCAGAUUGAUCUGCAUGUUCAUGAAUGAGCUUAAGAAUAAAGUAUGUGUGUAUGUAUGUGUGUGUAUACAUACUGUAAAUAUAGAAAAUACAUGCAGCCUAUAUUUAUAGCAUACAUGAACGCAAAUAGGUAGUAGAAAAGAAAUUGUGAUGCUGUGGGGUUAUUACCAACAUUCUAUUUUCACAGAAUGGGAAGGCAAUUUUUCAAGGCUUUCCUAUGCCCACAAAAUCACAUAUUUAAUUUCUCCUAAAUUUGCCCAUUCUUCUUUUUAAUAUGUCUGUUAUGUGUAAGUAUCAUUGUGGUUGGUAUUUAUCAAGUUGAAGUA